Messenger RNA from Nyctereutes procyonoides (raccoon dog), 2269 nucleotides. RefSeq names its product presenilin 2 (gene PSEN2). Gene Ontology annotation, biological process: Notch receptor processing; protein processing; amyloid precursor protein catabolic process. The coding region runs from base 162 to 1730 and encodes 522 amino acids. Gene Ontology annotation, molecular function: aspartic endopeptidase activity, intramembrane cleaving. The transcript is spliced from 12 exons. NCBI's taxonomy places the organism in Eukaryota, Metazoa, Chordata, Mammalia, Carnivora, Canidae. Gene Ontology annotation, cellular component: membrane raft; perinuclear region of cytoplasm; neuronal cell body. The record is from RefSeq and is a predicted model, not a curated record.
GCCGGACGGGCGCUCUGCCAGCCGCGUAAACACCGCCGGGGCGCCGCGGCCGAGCAGGGAUUUCAGAUUGCCGUCAGGCUUCCAUUCCGGCUUGGAAGCAGAGAGGUGUGCCUCCCAGCUGCUCUGUUCUCCAGGAGCCAGGCGCUUCCCGAGGCAGGGCCAUGCUCACAUUCAUGGCCUCUGACAGUGAGGAAGAAGUGUGUGACGAGAGGACAUCCCUGAUGUCGGCUGAGAGCCCCCCGCCACGCUGCUGCCAGGAGGCCAGGCAGGGCCUGGAGGAUGGAGAAAAUGCUGCCCAGUGGAUGCCCUGGCCUCCUGGCACCCGUGCGUCUGGACCCCAGCCCGCAGGCUGGUCCUUCCGUCUGGAAAGCACCACUCAGACCGCCCAUGUCCACUUCCACGACACCCGUGCACGGCGUCGCAGAGCCCACCGUGGGCGCAGCCUGUGGCCCUCACCGUGCGGUUUUCCACAGAGAAGCCAGGACAGCGAGGAGGACUUUGAGGAUGAUGCUGACCACUACGUCUGCGGCGGGGUACCUGGGCAGCCGUCGGGCCUGGAGGAGGAGCUGACCCUCAAGUAUGGGGCGAAGCACGUGAUCAUGCUCUUUGUGCCAGUCACCCUGUGCAUGAUUGUGGUGGUGGCCACCAUCAAGUCCGUGCGCUUCUACACAGAGAAGAACGGACAGCUGCCCUAUGGAGCAGGCAGGGAGCAGAGCCUGCAGCCCGCCAUCUCCCUCAGCAUCUACACACCAUUCACCGAGGACACGCCCUCUGUGGGCCAGCGCCUCCUCAACUCUGUGCUCAACACCCUCAUCAUGAUCAGCGUCAUUGUGGCCAUGACCAUCUUCUUGGUCGUGCUCUACAAGUACCGCUGCUACAAGUUUAUCCAUGGCUGGUUGAUCAUGUCAUCCUUGAUGCUCCUGUUCCUUUUCACCUAUAUCUACCUCGGGGAAGUGCUUAAGACCUACAACGUGGCCAUGGACUACCCUACCCUGUUCCUGACCGUCUGGAACUUUGGGGCAGUGGGCAUGGUGUGCAUCCAUUGGAAAGGCCCCUUGGUGUUGCAGCAAGCCUACCUCAUCAUGAUCAGUGCCCUCAUGGCCUUGGUGUUCAUCAAGUACCUCCCCGAAUGGUCUGCCUGGGUCAUUCUGGGCGCCAUCUCUGUGUACGAUCUAGUGGCUGUGCUGUGCCCCAAAGGGCCUCUGAGGAUGCUGGUGGAGACCGCCCAGGAGAGAAACGAGCCCAUAUUUCCUGCCCUGAUAUACUCCUCCGCCAUGGUGUGGACGGUGGGCAUGGCCAAGCUGGACCCCUCCUCCCAGGGAGCCCUGCAGCUGCCCUACGACCCAGAGAUGGAAGAAGACUCGUAUGACAGUUUUGGGGAGCCCUCGUACCCGGAAGUCUUUGAGCCCCCCCUGCCUGGUUACCCAGGGGACGAACUGGAGGAAGAGGAGGAAAGGGGCGUGAAGCUCGGCCUAGGGGACUUCAUCUUCUACAGCGUGCUGGUGGGCAAGGCAGCGGCCACAGGCAGCGGGGACUGGAACACCACGCUGGCGUGCUUCGUGGCCAUCCUCAUUGGUUUGUGUCUGACCCUCCUGCUGCUUGCUGUGUUCAAGAAGGCGUUGCCUGCCCUCCCCAUUUCCAUCACAUUUGGGCUCAUCUUUUACUUCUCCACGGACAACUUGGUGCGUCCGUUCAUGGAUACCUUGGCCUCCCAUCAGCUCUACAUCUGACAUGAGGCCAGGCACUGGGCUGGCAGCCGUGGGAAGUUGUAAUGGGUGCCCUCGUGUCGUUUCACACUCUAGUGCCAUAUGUUUUUAAGACUUUCCUUUCCUUAAAAAAAAAAAAAAAAAAAAGUAUCGUGUUUACUUGACGAAGAGGAAGAACCAGCUUUUUGGUGCUAGUGGUUUUGUCACCUGACCACCGCUCACCGACUGGAAGCACCGGUGAUCUAUCCUUAGGAACCGAGGACAGCUGUGCCACGUGGGGAGGGUGUGAGAAGCUAUCUGGCCUCGUGCCACAGCCCGGGAUGCUCCGAGGGCCAAGGUGAAGGAGGGGACCAGGAGUUCGUGCUUGGGAUGGCACCUAGCACCUGCCUGCUCUGGUAGGAGAAGAAAGCCAGUUUGCCCUGCGUGGAACAUCCCCAACGCUUUGUCUAUGAUGUCAUCGUUAUUUUAUUACCUUUAGAAACCAAGUCCUGUUCAUGUCACAGCAGAUACUGCUGAGAAGUGGCUUAAUAUUAAUAUCAAUAAAUAGAUGAAUCCUCUUGGAA